CUUAUAGAUAGGUACUUUAUCUCUAUAACAGUAAUAUUACAAAAUCGUCGAUACGUACAUUCACAUUUCAUUGCUGUAUUGCGAUACAAUCAAGUAAGUACGCAAACUGAAACAGUCGCAGUCGUAAAGAUGAUGCUCUUAAUCUUUAGUGUGUGCUGUUUAACCUUUAUAUCGUGCUCAUCGCCUAUUGUUAGGGUGGAACAAGGCGAACUUGCCGGAACUUUUUACGAAUUACCUAAUGGACGUAUUGUAAAUGCAUUUUUGGGAAUUCCUUAUGCGGCUCCGCCAAUUUUCAAGAACCGAUUCAAGGAACCGCAACAAUUGAAACCAUGGGUUGGUGUAUGGAAUGCGACCAAACUCCAGAGCUGGUGUUUACAAAUCGAGCAUCGUAGACUGUAUGAAAUUUCAGGGGAGGAAGACUGCCUUUAUUUGAAUAUCUACACUCCUAAAUUGCCUGUUGAUGGAGUUGAUAAUCCUUUGAUGAACGUUUUGGUUUACUUUCACGGAGGAGCUUUUAUGUUUGCUAGUGGAGGAAUUUACUACCCAGAUUAUAUCCAACAGGAUCAUGAUAUUGUUUUCGUCAAUAUUAAUUAUCGUCUCGGAGCAUUAGGAUUCUUUAGCACUGGUGAUAACGUUGCCCCUGGAAAUUUUGGAUUGAAAGAUCAAGUGGCUGCGUUGAAAUGGAUUCAAAGAAAUAUUAUUCAUUUUGGUGGUAAUCCUGACAGUGUUACGAUAGCUGGAUCUUCAGCUGGAGGCGCUAGCGUCCAUUAUCACUUUAUUUCUCCGUUGAGUAAAGGUCUUUUCCACAAAGGAGCUUCGUUAAGUGCAAAUGUAUUCCAUCCAUGGACUUUACCAAGAAACGUUCCCCAAAAAUCUACUCAUUUGGCUGCUCUUGUUGGUUGCCCCAUUGAUAACAAUCGAGAAAUGGUGAAAUGUUUGCAAAAGAGGCCAGCUAGAGCUAUUGUAGAGCAAUUGAGGAAUUUUAUGGUAUGGAGAUAUUGUCCAUUUUCACCAUUUGGGCCAACGGUAGAACCAGAAAGUCCAAAUGCAUUUUUAUCAUCACAUCCUCUUGAAUUGGUGGCAAGUGGAAAAGUGAAAGAUUUACCCUGGAUGACUGGUGUUACUGAAAAAGAAGGAUUGUAUCCAGGAGCAGAGUUUAUGGCUCAUGAUCAUCUGUUAAAAGAAUUGAACGAUAAUUGGUACGAAAUAGCGCCAAAUUUACUCAUGUAUAAUUACAGCGUACCAGAAAAAGAAAGAGACGCAGUAAGCGAUGCCAUCAGAAACUUUUAUUUCGGAGACAAACCUAUUUGCAAAGAAACUAGGGAUCAACUAGUUCAAAUGCUGGGAGAUCGAUUUUUCUAUAAUGAAAUAUUCGAUAUUACAAAACUACACAGUUCGGCUACUAAAAACGAAGUGUACUGUUACAAAUUCAAUUAUCGAGGAAAAUAUAGCCUUACUAAUGUGUAUGCGAAAAAUUCCGAAAAUUAUGGAAGCAGCCAUUCGGAUGAUAUAUCAUACUUCUUGCGAUACCUUCCAUCAAGCUCUGAAGAAACCAAAGCAGAUAAAGCGAUGACCAAAUUAGUAUCAUCCAUUUAUGUGAAUUUCAUGAAAACUGGAAAUCCUGCUAUUGGAGUAGAUGCCUGGAAACCAGUUGCCAAAGAUCAAAAUCCCAGUUUAAUGUGUUUGAAUAUCAAUUCAGCAGAUGAUUUAGUGUACAGCGACAUAACGAAUGCAGCUACGAGUAAAUUCUGGAAAAAUGUUUUAUCUGACGAAUACUCGUCCAAUCUGGAUGUAGUGCGAAGAGAUGAGCUUUGAAGAAUACAAAUUGUCAAUUCAAGGAGUAGAUAUUUCAAAUAGGUACUUACAUAAAAAACUGAGUCAUUAUAAAUUUAAUAAUCUAGGUUCGUUAUAACUGUUAUAAGUGUAGGUACGUAAGUACCUACGUGUACUUUACAAUUUAUCGAGCUCAAUCAUUAGGUCUAAAUGAAAUUAUAAAUUGUUUGCAAAUCAUA
Molecule: messenger RNA, 2012 nt
Organism: Planococcus citri (citrus mealybug)
Lineage: Eukaryota; Metazoa; Arthropoda; Insecta; Hemiptera; Pseudococcidae
Product: esterase E4-like
Exons: 10
Coding region: 130-1815 (561 amino acids)
Source: RefSeq, a predicted model, not a curated record